CGGGACAAUAGCAAGCGAUUGUUCUUCUUAAACGGAAGCUACACUUCAUCAAAAAUUCAGUUUCUUGCCCUCCCUCCCCCAUGACCACCGUCGAACGAUACCGCCCUCCGCAUCAUUUCCACUCAGAUGCGCCUUCAAAUGAUCGACGACCACAUUCCUCUGCCAACCCCAUAACCAAGGACAUUCCACCAGCUGUACCUUCACCACCGCGACUCUUUACUCGAACCUCUCCUCCUCGCAGACCACAGGUCCCACCGAUACCAUCUCCCAUAUCCAAAAUGGCAGACGACGAAUCAAGCCAAUGGAUUUUCACCGAUGAAGAGAUGCUCAGCACACCCUCGAUUCUCGACGGCAUCACACCUGUCGAAGAGCGCUGCCGCCGGGCGAAAGGCGUGAACUUCAUCACACAGGCCGGCAUACUGCUCAAAUUACCACAGCUGACUCUCGCAGUCGCAAGCACCUUUUUUCAACGAUUCUAUAUGCGCCGGAGUCUGGUCCCAGAAAGAGGCGGCAUACACCAAUACCUGCCGCGCUCCCAAUCCCAUAAACAGCUCAAAUCCAAAGAAGGAUCACUAACGCUCACUCCGGAACAGUCCAUAGCAGCUACUGCUCUCUUCCUCGCAACAAAGACGGAAGAAAAUUGUCGCAAAACCAAAGAGAUUGUCAUCGCAGUUGCCAAGGUCGCACAGAAGAACGCCUCUCUCAUCAUCGAUGAACAAUCCAAAGAAUAUUGGCGAUGGCGGGAUAGCAUACUUCUAUAUGAGGAGACGAUGUUGGAGGAGCUCACUUUCGAUCUCGUCCUCAAGUCACCUUACACAGUCCUCUACAUAUUUCUACAACAGCUGAAUCUUGGAGAGAAUAAGCUUGUACGGAAUGUUGCGUGGGCCUUUUUGAACGACAGCUGUAUGACCACGCUCUCUCUGACACAGACAGCCAAAGACAUCGCAGUUGCAGCAGUCUACUUCGCACUCAAGUUCCAGAACGAGUCCAUACCAGAUGACGAAUAUGGAACGGCAUGGUGGGAAACACUAGGUGGCAACCCGGAGAUCAUCACGAAAGCAGUUGAUGUCUUGACGACAUUCUGGUCAGAGAAUCCGCUGAGCAGAAAGGACAUCCCAUAUGCAGAGAAUCCUGUCUCCGGUGAUGAUCUGGAGCAGACUCGGAGGAGAGAAUCUGAUGGCUCAAGCACGAGUGUUGCAUCACAGAAUGGCGAUGCGAAGCGGAGUCCGGAGCAGAAACCAACUCCUGAUGAGAAGCCGAGCCCAGAGGACAAGUCAAGACCAGACACGAAACUAAGUCCCGAAGACCAGCCAGGCACAGAAGCAAAACCAAGUCCGAAGAGAAAGUUAGAAGAGGCGGAAAUCGAGGAAGGGGAGGAGCCAGAACCCGAAACAAAGAGGGCCAAGACUCAGGAGUCAACCCAGUCCCAGACACAAUGA
Messenger RNA from Mollisia scopiformis, 1439 nucleotides. Its product is annotated as cyclin-like protein. The coding region runs from base 81 to 1439 and encodes 452 amino acids. The transcript is spliced from 2 exons. Gene Ontology annotation, molecular function: cyclin-dependent protein serine/threonine kinase activator activity. Lineage: Eukaryota; Fungi; Ascomycota; Leotiomycetes; Helotiales; Mollisiaceae. Gene Ontology annotation, biological process: positive regulation of DNA-templated transcription, elongation; regulation of transcription by RNA polymerase II. The record is from RefSeq and is a predicted model, not a curated record. Gene Ontology annotation, cellular component: cyclin/CDK positive transcription elongation factor complex; nucleus.